This is a messenger RNA of Branchiostoma floridae (Florida lancelet), 2083 nucleotides long. RefSeq names its product legumain-like. The coding region runs from base 173 to 1462 and encodes 429 amino acids. The transcript is spliced from 16 exons. Gene Ontology annotation, biological process: vacuolar protein processing. Gene Ontology annotation, molecular function: cysteine-type endopeptidase activity. The record is from RefSeq and is a predicted model, not a curated record. NCBI's taxonomy places the organism in Eukaryota, Metazoa, Chordata, Leptocardii, Amphioxiformes, Branchiostomatidae.
ACUUUGUUUGCCUUGUCAUUGUUUCCCGCUGUUUGCUUUGCCUGAUAAACUCUCCCCACUCGUGUGAUCACCCUUAAACUGUAGAUAGCGGUAACUGCUGGUCUCCUAGGAACAAGGGAAUCAGGGAAGCAGGUCCGGAUCCGGAAAAAUUUUAGCUGCCAGAAAAGCCGAGAUGAUCGCCGUACUUGUGCUGUCGCUGCUCGGGGCCACCCUCGCCCUGCCCCCGAAGGAAGGAGGGAACCACUGGGCGGUUGUGGUGGCGGGGUCCAACGGCUGGGGCAACUACAGACACCAGGCCGAUGCCUGCCACGCCUACCAGAUUCUGCACCGUAACGGGAUCCCUGACGACCGGAUCAUCGUCAUGAUGUACGACGACAUCGCAAACAACGAGGAAAACCCGACCCCCGGAAUCAUCAUCAACAGGCCCAACGGCACAGAUGUGUACAAGGGGGUUCCCAAGGACUACAACAGUGAGGAUGUGACUCCCGAGAACUUCCUGAAUGUGCUGAAGGGAAACAAGGAGGCCAUGGCGGGGAUCGGGAGUGGAAAGGUGCUACAGAGCGGCCCAGAAGACAAUGUGUUUGUGUUCUUCACCGACCAUGGAGCGCCAAACCUCAUCGCUUUUCCUGAGUCAGAGCUCCAUGCGAAGGACAUGAUGGAGGCUCUGCAGUACAUGCACGACAACAACAUGUACAAGAACCUGGUGUUUUACCUGGAAGCUUGUGAGUCUGGCUCCAUGUUCCACAGACACCUGCCCGACAACAUCAACAUUUUCGCCACCAGCGCGGCCAACCCCCACGAGUCGUCCUACGCCUGCUAUUUUGACGAGAAGCGGGAGACGUACCUGGGCGAUCUGUACAGCGUCAGGUGGAUGGAGGACUCAGACACGGAGGACCUUAAGAAGGAGACUCUGCAGCGUCAGUUUAAGAUCGUUCGGCGCGAGACGAACACCAGCCACGUGCGCGAGUACGGAGACAUGAGCAUGAAGAACAUGACACUGCUGCAGUUCCAGGGAGGCCGAUUCGACGUUCCCCUCACCCCCCUGCCACCCUAUCCUCAAGUGCCUUUUGAUGCUGUUCCUGCACCCGAGGUGAAACUCGCCGUCCUUCAGCACCGCAUGAAGGUCGCCAGGACGGACGAAGAGAGGUCAGAGGUCACCGACCUGAUCAAACAGGAGUUUGCCGAUCGGCAGAUGAUCCGUGACACGGUGGAGACCAUCGUGCGGAAGGUGGCGCAGGACCAGGACCAGGCGGAUCGCGUGCUGAGAGACCGCACCCGGGACCUGACCGCCCACGACUGCUACAAGCGCGCCGUCUCGCACUUCCGCCGCCGCUGCUUCCUCUUCAAUGUGUACGAGCACGCCCUGCGCCACCUAUACACCCUGGUCAACCUGUGUGAGGAGGGCGUGUCUGUGGACAGGAUCACCGGGGUCAUGGAUCAGGUGUGCAUCGCUCGGAACUGACGACGCUCCUCUUCAAGGGCGCUGAACAUGCAUCACACCGCAUUUUAGAUUUACUGGAAAGUGUUUAAUUUUCGCUUAUGAUCACUUUUAACAUAUAGUAAGGGCUCAGAACAGUGAACAACUUUAAUUUGAUUUUUACAGAAUGCUUCAAGUUUUUCUAAUGAUUUAACAUGUAUCAACGGCAUAAAACAGUGAUGCACUUUUGAACUUUACCGAGUGCUUCAAUUUUUGCUAAUGAUCACUUUUAAGAUGUUUUUAAAUACAUAUCAAGAGCUAAAAUUAUUAGAUGUUCUAAUUACAUGAUCACUAUUGUUACAAUUUACAAUAAGUAUAAUAUUAUACAAUACUCAUAUAUUUUGAUCAAAUCUGAAUGAUCACAUGCCGCGAGGAUGAUGAUGAUCACUAUAAAUUGUAUAUCGCUGCAGACUCAGAAAUUUUGGUAUCAUUGUUAUAAUUUGGUGAUUGUAUUUCAUGCCAUAUUUGGUGCACUAAGUUACAUGUAUACCACUUCACUUCAGCUGCAGUGUUACAUUUAAAAACAUCUGUGGAAUGCCUCUGUAUUUUAUGAAAUGCUCAGAGUUGGCUUCAUGAGAUGUUAUGAAGGAAUGCAUGUUGUCGUUU